UUUCCCGAUUGGUUAAGAAACAGAAACUCUUGUUGUCUGUCUGGUCUCAAACCCUAAAGUACUCUUCUCGGCUCUCUCCCUUGAUCUCUGUCCCCUUUCUCCUCCAAUCACUUCCUUUUUAAUCAAAUUUGCGCGGGAAAUCUAGUUCCCAAGAAACCAACCAACCAACCUUUUCUCUCCGUUUGAGCUCUGGAUACAGAGCCCCGUAGCUAGAUUUGAUUUCUCCAACGAGAUCUGGGCUUUGUCUAAAACGUUGAUCAUGCAAAAGCAAUCCAGAGCGUGAUAAAGAAGAUGGAACCUGAACGUACCAAAUUUGGAGGUCCUAAAGAGCUGUGUGGUGCCGUGGAUCUUCUAUCCCAAUACAAACUAUCGCAGCAUCAUGAAUUCUUUUGCAAAAAAUCACUUUCCGCGUCUCUAUCAGAUUCCCACUAUCUUCAUAACGUGGUGGGGGACACAGAGAUCAGAAAGGGAGAAGGGAUGCAGUUAGAUCAGCUUGUUCAGAACAUGUCACAGACCCGGGAGACUAAUAGUACCCGCAUUCAACCUUUUGAGAUGGAUGAGCUUAUGGAGGCUUUCCAACUCAGUGAUACGACUCCUGUUGAAUUGCCUCUCGAAGAGAAGGGAGCUCCUACAAUACCACCCAAGUCAAAAAGUGAGUCGAAGGAUAAGGACAGGAAACAUAAGAAACACAAGGACAGGAGUAAGGACAAAGAUAGAGAGCAUAAGAAGCACAAACACAGGCAUAGAGACAGAAGUAAGGAUAAAGACAAGGACCGAGACAGAAAAAAGGAGAAAAAUGGACACCACGAUUCGGGUGAACACUCUAAGAAACAUCAUGAUAAGAAAAGGAAACACGAUGGGGAUGAAGAUCUAAAUGACAUUCAUAGGCACAAGAAAAACAAGCAUAAGAGCUCAAAGCUGGAUGAGAUGGGUGCAAUAAGGGUUGGUGGCUAGAUUGGCAGACAUUCUCAAUUCUAUAUUCUGCAAAUCCAGUAGGUGUCACGGAGGAGGUUUAGAAAUCACUUUUCAACUCACUGUAGACUAUAUAUUAGGUAAGCAUCUCUGUACUAUACCGUCCUGUCUCUCUUUGUUUAGUUAGCUUGGCGCUUUCUUGGCUAUCCAUUCUUUCAUUUCAGUACAACUCAUUUUGGUAUUCCAGGAUCCUUCAUAGAAAUAUAUAUCUGUCAUCAUAAUCCUUACACUGUUUCCAUAAUCUCUUUUUAGGAGGGAGUGGUUUGUCGUUACAAAUUUUGGUGUACUCAUGUUUCUGGUGUUCUUUACGUUACUGAAGUAGAAUUAACACAUCGUUUCCUAGGGAACAUACACGUGUCUUAAAUUUCAAGUUGUGCUGGUUUUGACUUUUGAACAAGUGGACUUUGUAGGUUAAAAUCUCAAAUUGGUGAAUUCAUUCCUUGAAGAAGAAGAAAGGGGAAGAAGAAGCAAAAUUCGUAUCACGCAAUUGAUUUGGUGGCAGCUUUGUAACAUUUUGGUCUUGGUGGUGUUUUCUUUUUCCAUAUAUUUUCUGUCUAUAAAAAUCACAAUGUUUACUCUAUUCAUGUAAAAUAAUUUGUUAUCCAGUUAGUGUUGUUGAAAAAUGAACUGUUAGUGCAAUUGGUGUUCCAAUUUAUCUGUAUGCCACAAUAUAUAGCUUACUUGUAAAAGUUGAUCAAACUA
This is a messenger RNA of Brassica rapa (field mustard), 1674 nucleotides long. RefSeq names its product mediator of RNA polymerase II transcription subunit 19a. Gene Ontology annotation, cellular component: mediator complex. Gene Ontology annotation, molecular function: transcription coregulator activity; transcription factor binding. Gene Ontology annotation, biological process: positive regulation of transcription by RNA polymerase II. NCBI's taxonomy places the organism in Eukaryota, Viridiplantae, Streptophyta, Magnoliopsida, Brassicales, Brassicaceae. The record is from RefSeq and is a predicted model, not a curated record.